Molecule: messenger RNA, 1614 nt
Organism: Closterium sp. NIES-65
Lineage: Eukaryota; Viridiplantae; Streptophyta; Zygnematophyceae; Desmidiales; Closteriaceae
Source: the annotation of a GenBank genome assembly
AUGGCUACCCCGAAUGUUCUCACCUUUGACGCUGAGGGUCGGGCUGUUGACUUUGAGUCUGGUGCCUCUCCUGCCCCUGCUGCUGAUGGUGACGCCACUAUUCGCUCGCAGUGGGCCACGCGCGAUGCCGCUGCACGCCUUGCUGUGCGCCGCCACUUACCGACCGCUGAGCGCGCGCAUUUUAGUCAGUACAAGAGUGCUAAGACCUUGUACGACGCUGUAGUUGCACGCUACUCUUCCCCUGCCACUGCUGCCCUUAGCCGCCUCAUACUGCCGUACCUCUUCCCUGACCUCGCCGCUUUUCCCACAGUCGCUGACCUCAUUACGCUCCUUUGCACUAGUGACAUUCGCUACCGCGCUGCGCUUCCUGCUGAGUUCUGUGCCAAGAACCCCCCCCUUAUGGGUGCUCCCCCUCCCCCCUCUUGCCCUCUGUUGCCUCUGCUGCUGCGGCCGACCUCGUUGGUCUUGAGUCGGUCGGCGCGGCGUCUGCCCCUAGCGGGAGACGCCGCACCGGCAAGGGCAAGGGGGGCAAGGGCGCUGGAGGAGCUGGCGGGGGCGGUGGAGGCGGCGGUGGAGGCGGCGGAGGGGGUGGGGGUGGCGGUGGGAGUGGUGGCGGGGGUGGGGGCUCUAGUGGCGGCAGUGGAGGCGGCAGUGGUGGCGGUGCGAGCAGAGGUGGCGGAUGUGGAGGCGGUGGUGGAGGUAGCGGCGACGGAGUUGGAGCUGGUCGGGGCGGCUCUGCGCAGCGGGUCGGCUCCGGUGGUGGUCAGCGCCAGCAGCAGCAGCAGCGCACUCGUAAGACCCCGUCCCCCCAGCAGCUUCGUGAGUGGUACACUGCGCGUCAGCGGGGUGGGGGUGCUGGCCCCUGUACCUACGUCCUACGUCCUGCAGGCGCAGACCACCACCAGAGCCACUCCUCUGCGCAGAGCCGCGACCAGCUCCACCGCCACCUCCGCCGCCUCCACCACCUCCGCCGCCUCCGCCACCGCCGCUGCCUCCGCUCCCUCCGCCACCACCGCCGCCUCCUUCGCCUCCACUGUUGCCACCGACACCUCCACCCCCGCCACCACUCCCACCACCACCCCCACCCCCUCCACUGCCUCCACCACCACCUCCACCGCCCCCACUGGCCCCCCCAGCGCCCUUGCCCUCCUUGCCCUUGCUGGUGCGGCGCUUCCCGCUAGGGACAGACGCAGCGCCGACCGAAUCGAAGCCAACGAGUUCGGCCGCAGCAGCAGAAGCAACAGAGGGCAAGAUGGGGGAGGGAGAACACCCCUCAAAGACGGGGGGCCCGGGCGCGCCGGAAGGAAGGGCGGCUCGGCGGCUCGGCUGGUGGGCGGCUCGGCGGCGCGGCUGCUGGGCGGCGCGGCGGCUCGGCGGCUCGGCUGCAGGGCAGCUGGGCGGCUGGGCGGCUGGGCGGCUCGGCUGCUGGGCGUCUGGGCGGCUGGGCGGCUCGGCAGCUCGGCUGCUGGGCGGCGCGGCGGUUCGGCGGCUUGGCUGCUGGGCGGCUCGGCGGCUCAGUUGUUGGGCAGCUCGGCGGCUCGGUUGUCGGGCGCCUCGGCUGCUGGGCUGCUGGCGGCGUUGAAGGUGCCGGUAGAGACGGCGACGGGGCCGUGA